Molecule: messenger RNA, 1067 nt
Organism: Colletotrichum acutatum
Lineage: Eukaryota; Fungi; Ascomycota; Sordariomycetes; Glomerellales; Glomerellaceae
Exons: 1
Coding region: 501-749 (82 amino acids)
Source: RefSeq, a predicted model, not a curated record
GGGAAUGGAGUGGAUGACGGUAAUGGCCCAGGUCCAGGACCAGCUGAAAUGUCUCGGAAAGUACCGCAACUCGCCUUUCGGUGACCAGAUUAACUGGCGCUGUCGUUGAGGGGCCGUGGUUUAUUUUAGAAAUUGCUGCAUCGCGAUGGAAUGUUUGCUGUGAAUGUGUGCGAGGGAGGAUGCAAUGCGGUGCAAUGCAGUGCAGCGCAUGACAUGGCAUGGCAUUGCAGCAGCUGAAUCUAAGUUACAGCACACUCCACCUCAUAUUGUCAUCCACAACUAUCCCGAGCUAGGAGUGCGAAUGAGGCAAGUGUGGCCACACGAGAUGCAUCACAAGCAAGUACCUAUGCCCAUGGGCCAGUACCUGCCUACCUAGGGGCGGAACGAGGCGGAAAGUGGCUGGCCGGGGAAAUGGAAGGAGAUGGUAGGGACGGAUACGUGUACGAGUUACCUUCCCCAAGGUAUUACCAAACCAGCUUGACAAGUACGGAUACAUACGAAUGAGCCGACUGCAGCCAAACAUACUACGUAUUUACCUAAGUAUGCCAGUGGCAGCUGCAGUUUCCUUCGUACAAAGUGAAAAAGAAAAGAGACAUGUGCAUAAAUCCCGAGAAAACAUACAAUGGAGGCAAAAUAAUGAUAAGAAAAAAAUCCAGACCAGCAGGGGCACAAUGCUGCAGCGCACCUUCGAUCGGUCUGGGCCGCUAGAAACCAUUGGAUCGGGUCAUUGCAGGUUAAAUUCACAAUAACGCAACGCCGCAAUGAGGCAUAUCCCAGUUCAAACCGACAUCUGACUGGCUAGGGGCGGCGUGGGGAAGAGAGUGUGAGGAGAAGAAGGACAAUGGGCAAGUCAGCUCGUGCCGUAUGCCGUAUACUAGCAUAGUGGAAAGAGAAGGAGGCAACUUGUUGGAGAAGUGAUAGGGAAGGAUGUUGUUGGAGAAAGUGAACUGUGAGGAGCCGUGUGCGUGAAGUCACUGAAGUGGUGUGAGUGUGCAGCGUGAGAUGUGAGGCAAGGCGCAAUGAUCAAGAGCCGGCACUUUCCCUACCAGCCGGAUCUUACCUGAGAA